Caenorhabditis sp. 36 PRJEB53466 is the source of this 591-nucleotide messenger RNA. The record is from the annotation of a GenBank genome assembly. NCBI's taxonomy places the organism in Eukaryota, Metazoa, Nematoda, Chromadorea, Rhabditida, Rhabditidae.
AUGCAACGAGAACGCUACAAUCCGCCGAGCACCUCGGACCAAUUCUACUGCUACGGAUGCAAUCGGCAGAAGAGAAAGUGCCAGGAGCUGAUGGACCAGCAGUACCUGAUGUACGUCGAUGCCACCUCGACGAGACAUGAGCUCGAGAAGAGGAUCAGCCAGCUGGAGCUACUGGUGCAGUUGGAGACGCUUGAGACGGAGAAGGCGAUGAUGUUGGCCGACAGACCGAGGACGAAGGCGCCGAAGACGAGCGAGAAGGACGAGGAGAAGGAGUCGUUGAAGAAGCAAGUGGAGGAUCUGACAAAGAUGAACGAGAAGCUGGCCGAGGAGCUGCGGAAGACGACGGUUCCGGUGAAGAAGUUCACGUUCGACGAGUGGAAGAGCGGAGUCGAUGAGAUGUGGAAGGAUAGGAUUGAGGAGUUGAGUUGGCAGCUCGUCGACAAAGAAGAAGAGCUGAACAAGUACAAGGAGGCGUUCGAGAAGCAGAAGAGGAUAACGGAGAGGGCUCGAAGGAAGAACGCCGAGAUUCAGGAGACCGUGAACGCACUGACCAGAGAGCUGUCGGAACUAAAGCGGCCGGAGCAGCAGUGA